GGAAAAUAAUAACGCGUGAGGGGCAUCAGAAUCUCCGUCUUUUUCAAACUGGUCCUCUGUCAGUUAGCUAACGGAUUUAACGACACUACAGAAAAACUCCACAAAAAUAAAUGAGAGCGUGAGAAAACGUCGACGAGGUGACUUAAAUGUCGACAUUUGUGUGAGCCACACCGGAGAGGGAGAGAAGCGGCAUCUUUAACGAGCCAUAACGUCUCGGUCGCCUAACGUUAACGGACACGAGCGGGAAAAAACAGUAAGCCAUGUCGGUUAGCCGGGUUGGUGGGAGCCGGACGUUGCUGCUCGCCUCCACCGGGACUCGAGUUUCUCCAGGCCGCUGACUGGACACCGCUACACCGCAGGCAGAGAGGGCAGACCUUCUCGAACAGUCCGAGCUCUUUCCGAACGCAGCUUCGUCCGAGCUCGGCCACCUGGGACCAUGCUGUCCAUCCUGGCCGCGGGCUCUGUGUUUUUCCCAGGGCUUUUCCUCUUGUCUAAGCAGUGUCUCAAGCGGCUGCCUGGUCUGAGAUGGAGCGAGGGAGAUGCUGUUACAGUAUCUGCCAGGUUGGUGUCAUCCAUCCAAGCGGUUAUGGCUUCCUCGGCUGGUUACAUCAUCUCGACUUCCUGUGAUGACAUCAUCGAGGAUCAGCACUGGCUCACCAGCUCGUACAUCCUGUUCGCUGUGCCCUACUUUGUGUACGACAUCUAUGCCAUGUUCCUGUGCUACUGGCACAAGCUUCAAGUCAAAGGUCACGAGGUGGACAACGGCCCCAAGUCGAAGUCCGUGGUGCUGACCAGCUACCUCCGCCGAGAGUUCCUCAUGGUCUUACACCACGUCGUCAUGGUCACUGUGUGCUUCCCCAUCUCUGUGUUCUGGAGGCAGGGGAAGGGCGAUUACUUCCAGGGCGUCAUGUUCCUGGCUGAACUCAGCACUCCCUCCGUCUGCCUGGGCAAAAUCCUCAUUCAGUACAAGCAGCAGCACACGCUACUUCACAAAGUGAAUGGGGCGCUCAUGCUGAUCACUUUCUUCAUCUGUCGAGUCCUUCUCUUCCCCUACCUCUACUAUGUUUAUGGCAGAUAUGCCUCCAUCCCUUUCUACCUGGUUCCGCUGGCGGUGCCCUGGCAGUGUAAUGCGGGCGCGCUGUUCCUCAUGGCUCCGCAGCUCUACUGGUUCUCCCUCAUCUGCAGGGGGGCACUGCGCUUGUUCACUGGCCGCUCCUCAUGCCCCCGACCACCUGCCUCUUCCUGCCCAGACGCACGCGGCCCCUUCCCGUCCCCUCGGCCGGCCAACGGCUACAGCAGUCAGGUGGCUGCUCUGACCACGCCCACCAACUUGGGGCAUUGAGAGGAGGAGGAGAAGCUGGAGAGACUCUGGAUGGACAAAAUAUUGUUGUAUAUGAACUGCAUCACAAAAUGAGCCUGAAUCCAGAGCCGAGCUGGACCUGAGUGGGAACUGUGGAGCAUUUGCAGUGUAACACUAUGAUACUGCACUGCGUUUAGCUCUGAGACCCUUAAACUGCAUCUAGGGGCGCUUUAGUAGACCAACGAGAGCCGCACUGGAAAACAGACUCGACCGUAAUAAACUCCUGGUAGUGUUUGCACAACGGCCAAGCCUGUGUCAGCCGCAUAUGUUUGAGCCAACAGAGGAAAUAUGCAUCAUAAUUGUGCAUCUUACGGCACUAAAGGGGUCGUCAUGACGACUGUAUAGACUCGUAUGCAAAAGUCAAGUGACAAGUUUUGUCAAUUUUCAUAUCCAAAGUCCAUAUCAUCUACAGUAGGGCUGUCAAAUCUGACCACUGAAAUAGCUGUUUAAAAAAAUCUCAACAAAUCCGAGGGACAGAGAGCGAUUAUGUUUUAAUACACCAAAACACACACACACACACAUCUUCUAAGCCACUUAUCCUUCUGGAACGCGGGGGGGAGCUGGAGCCUAUCCCAGCAGUCACUGGAAAGGCAGGAUACACCUUGGACAGGUCAGUAGUCCAU
This is a messenger RNA of Pygocentrus nattereri (red-bellied piranha), 1983 nucleotides long. RefSeq names its product TLC domain containing 3Bb (gene tlcd3bb). Bases 437 to 1342 code for a protein of 301 amino acids. Gene Ontology annotation, cellular component: membrane; endoplasmic reticulum. The record is from RefSeq and is a predicted model, not a curated record. Gene Ontology annotation, biological process: ceramide biosynthetic process; lipid homeostasis. The transcript is spliced from 7 exons. NCBI's taxonomy places the organism in Eukaryota, Metazoa, Chordata, Actinopteri, Characiformes, Serrasalmidae. Gene Ontology annotation, molecular function: sphingosine N-acyltransferase activity.